Molecule: messenger RNA, 3543 nt
Organism: Grammomys surdaster
Lineage: Eukaryota; Metazoa; Chordata; Mammalia; Rodentia; Muridae
Product: zinc finger protein with KRAB and SCAN domains 3
Exons: 6
Coding region: 1117-2769 (550 amino acids)
Biological process (GO): regulation of transcription by RNA polymerase II
Molecular function (GO): RNA polymerase II cis-regulatory region sequence-specific DNA binding; DNA-binding transcription factor activity, RNA polymerase II-specific
Source: RefSeq, a predicted model, not a curated record
CAUCACCUGUGUUAUCCCAUAAAUUGUAGAAAAUUGGAGUGAGAGACAUUCAAGUGGGCACAGAUUUGGAAUUAUCUUUCCCUUAGUAAUUCUAGCUUACCUGUUCUGGUCUCAUUUCACUGAGUAAAGAGGGAUGAACUGCUAUCUCAGUGUACCCACAGAACUUUGCAGCCAGUUCUAGUUUAAAAAUCUAGUUUGAAUCCUUCUGAUUCAAAGUAAUCCCAUCUUCUGUCCCUUUUAGGGAGUCUAGGUCUCACAGCUUUUGGGAAGCUGUGAAAAACUGAGGCACCGACUAGUUAAUAUGUGACAUUUCCAAGAUCAUACAUCUGAUAGUGAUCAGGAAAGAGCAUCUGUACAUGUAUCUUAUUAUAGUGCCAGGUUCUAACUCAAGUGGGAUUCUCAACCAGCCUUCUCUGGUGUGCAUUAUGCCAACUUUAGCUCCCUUGUGAGGCACAUUGGGCAGCCAUUGAAUGCCCAUUUAACACAGCUUUUGAGGUUACACGGUGAAGGAAAAGGAGGGUGUUUCUUUUACUCAUUCUGUAUGGGUUAGAGAUCUCCAGUACAUCUGCCCAUCCAUCUGUUGUCUAUUGUCCAUGAAAAUAAGCUUGCCUGCCUGCGUACACUGGAGGCAGCCUUUGUCCUUACCUUCUUACCAGGUAGCUACUUUCUCUGGUCUAAGUUUUCUGUAAGCUUAUAACAUCAAGAUGUAUCAGCCAGUUUUGAAGUUUACAUUUUUGUGUGUAUUGUAUGUGUUCCAAUGUUUGUGCACCUGUGUAUACUGGUACAUGCACACAUGUGUAAACAUGGAAGCCAGAGAUCAAUAUUGAAUGUCUUCUAUUGCUUUCCACCUUUAUUUUUAUUUAAUUAUUAUGUUUUUGAGACAGGGUCUCUCACUGAACCUAGAGCUCACCAGAUUGGUAAGAGUUGGCCAACAAACUCUAGGGAAUCUUCUCAUCUCUACAGCCCGAGUGCUGGAAUUACAGAUGCAUGCCACCGUGUGGUGUUUUACGUGGUUGCUGAGGAUCUGAACUCAGGUUCUCAAGCUUGUGUAGAAGUGGUCUUUUGCAGAAAUACAGCUCACAGCUACAGUGAAACGGGAGAACUGCUUGGUUCAGGAUGGCUAGAGAAUCAAGGGAAAGCACAACCCUGGACUCACACUCUGCAGAGGACCAGAUGGAGCUACUGGUUAUAAAGGUGGAACAGGAAGAGACUUCCCCCUUGGCAGAGGAGGCCAGUUGGCUGGGCAGUCCUGGGCCUGACCGCUCCCGCCAGCGCUUCCGUGCUUUCCGCUACCCAGAGGCAGCCGGGCCCCGCCAGGCGCUGAGCCGGCUCCGCGAGCUCUGCAGACAGUGGCUGCGGCCAGACAUGCACAGCAAGGAGCAGAUCCUGGAGCUGCUGGUGCUGGAGCAGUUCCUGACCAUCCUGCCAGGGGAACUGCAGGCCUGGGUGCGCGAGCAGCACCCCGACAGCGGGGAGGAGGUGGUGGCACUGCUGGAGUACUUGGACAGGCAGCUGGAUGAGACACCUCCACAGAUUCCAGACGAUGAUGAUGGGCAGGAACUUGUUUGUUCCAAGGCAGUACUGUUGACAUCAUCUCAGAGCUCAGAAAGUAGCCAGAUGGAGCCCAUGGAGCCUCUGCUUAAGCAGGAGUCUUUUGGAUCUCUGUCCUCAGAAGUCAGAGUCACCCAGGUGGGGCACUGUGGAGAAGAUGGAGUGACAGCUACCAGGCUCACGUCAGAGUUGCAGGGGUUGCUGAAAAUGGAAGAUGUCCUUUCCCCGAGGUGGACAGAGCAGGAUUCAUCUCAGAUGAACCUUUACAAAAAUGAAAUGCAGGAGAACGCUGGCAGCCUGGUUUCCCUGGAUCAGGACAUGCAGACUAAGGUUAGGGACUUGCCUCCAGCUGAGGAAUACAUGGAACAAAAGCCUGAGCAGACAGUGUGCUUCCUGGGUGAAGACACUGUCCAGAUUCCUACAGGUGCAGAAGCCAGUGAGCAGGAAGGCAAGUUACAGACAGCACAGAAGAAUGCCACAGGAAAUAGGCGGUUCUAUUGCCGUGAAUGUGGAAAGAGCUUUGCUCAGAGUUCAGGCCUAAGUAAACACAAAAGAAUCCACACUGGAUUGAAACCCUAUGAAUGUGAGGAGUGUGGCAAAGCCUUCAUUGGAAGUUCAGCUCUUAUUAUUCAUCAGAGAGUUCACACUGGUGAGAAGCCAUAUGAGUGUGAAGAAUGUGGUAAGGCCUUCAGUCACAGCUCAGAUCUCAUCAAGCACCAGAGAACCCACACUGGGGAAAAGCCCUACGAGUGUGAUGACUGUGGAAAAACCUUCACUCAGAGUUGCAGCCUCCUUGAACAUCACAGAAUUCACACUGGGGAGAAGCCAUACCAGUGCAACAUGUGUCCCAAAGCCUUUAGGCGUAGCUCACAUCUCCUGAGACAUCAGAGGACCCAUACUGGGGAUAAAGAUUUUUUUGUUCCAGAACCUUACUGGGAAAGUCAGAGUAGGGUGGAAAGCCAUUGGGAAAAUAUUGAAACUCCUGUGUCUUAUCAAUGCAAUGAUUGUGAGAGAAGUUUCAGUAGGAUUACAAGCCUUAUUGAACACCAAAAAGUACAUACUGGUGAGAAGCCCUUUGAAUGCCAAACCUGUGGAAAAGGCUUCACCCGACCUUCAUACCUUAUUCAACAUCAGAGAAGACACACGGGGAAGAAAACUUCUGUCACAGUGACCCCUGCUGUACAUUCCGAAGUUGGUGUUCAACUGUCAUUGAACUGAAGCCACUCUGGAGCUCUUAAUGACUGCAGAGGUCAUAGGCUAGGGCUCUAUUUAUAAUGUACAUCCUCAGAUAUUAGGAAUCUGGCUAAGACUUAUUAUCUUCUACAUUCUAGAAGAUGACUAGGAAAAAAAGCUUAUUUCAUAGGAGAGUUGUCUGCAAGAGUUCUCACCCAUUGGAAUUAAAUGGGCUUCCUGACUGGCAAAUUGCCUUCCCUUGGCCUGCACUUCAUGUCUCUUGAGGGAAUGGUUAUGCUUUGGGGGUGUUACUCUGACCCUUCGUUAGGCUAAUGAGCCUUUCACAUGUGGUUAGACUUGGAACUCUUAUGUCCUGCUUUGUGCCUUGUAUACAGGUGCUAAUAAACAUUUAUUAAAUAUACUGGUGAGAUUUCCUACAUAGCUUUGAAAACCAUUAUCUAGAAAUUCUCACCAAGGCCAUUUGUAUAUCUUUUAAAAAAAUGAUGUUUUAGAUUGAGUUGAUGUAGUACUGCUUUGUUUUUGUUUUUUUGCCAUGUACCCCAACUUGGCAGGGCAAAGGUGAAGGUGAGGUUACUGUGCUAGAAUCCUUUAAUUCUUUACCUAAUUUAGGAAUUCUGUGAGAGUGCCUUAAACAGCUUUCUUAGCAUUAAGUCAUUGUGAAUGUGCCACCCAUGGAAUUCCACUAAUAUUUUUUUCCCUGUUAAUUUUGUUACUCUGGAGAGAACAAAAAAGAAAAAAAAAACUUUCCUACUCAUGUAGUGUGAAAAAGAGUUUCAGAAUAAAGUGAUCAAUGCCUAA